AUGUCUUUUGCCAUUGAUAAAAUUCUUAUUAGUCUUGGUUUUAUGCUCUUAUUCACUUUGCUCAUCGGUGCAUGUACUGGUCUAGCUGUCGAUGCUACUUAUCCCGAUCUUUUUCGUCACUUAAAUGAAGAUCGUAAUUCUGGCGAUGAUAUUCAUUAUUUGGCUAAACGACGUUUUUUACCUACGCGACGUGAAUUAUAUCGAUAUGUCAAUGAUGAUUUCAGCAAUGAAGACAAUGACGAAGAUUCCAAUUUAAAUAGAAAGCAGUAUUUUCUGAAAUCUACACGUUAUUUUCCUAAUAGAAAACGAGACAAUGUAAGAUUUCCUUUUUGA
Rotaria sp. Silwood1 is the source of this 333-nucleotide messenger RNA. Lineage: Eukaryota; Metazoa; Rotifera; Eurotatoria; Philodinida; Philodinidae. The record is from the annotation of a GenBank genome assembly.